UCUUAGCGGUUGCCUUUUUCUUUACUGGGGUAGAGCCGCCCCUGGUGGCUUGUACCUUGGAAGACUAUAUGUAUGUUAGCGUGCUGUUUUGUAAAAUUAUUGACUCUCCUUUCAUUAAUCCACAAUUUUAAUCCUUCAAAACAUUGAAAAAAAUCUUAAGAAGAAAUUGAAGGAUGGGACACAUUGAAAACAAUAAUGGAGAUGGAAGAUGGUCUCUUCAUGGUAUGGCUGCCCUUGUUACUGGAGGUACUAGGGGCAUUGGGUAUGCCAUAGUCGAAGAAUUAGCCAGUUUCGGUGCAGUGAUCUAUACAUGUUCUCGCAAUAAAAAGGACUUGGAUGAAUGUUUGGAGAAAUGGCAAAAUAAAGGGUAUAAAGUAAAUGGUUCCACAUGUGACUUGUUCUUGGAAGAUCAGAGAAACCAGUUGAUUGAAAAAGCCACUGAACACUUCAAUGGGAAACUUGACAUCCUCGUAAAUAAUGCUGCUGUAUGUGUACCAAAAGAGACCACAAAAGUUACUUCUGCAGAUUGCUCAUUAAUGAUGGGCACCAAUUUUGAGGCUUCAUACCACUUGUGUCAAUUAGCAUAUCCUUUUUUGAAAGCUUCAGGAAAGGCAAAUAUUGUGUUCAUCUCUUCUAUUUCUGGGAUCAUGGCUAUUCCUUUUGUUUCUCUCUAUGCAGCAACGAAAGGAGCGAUAAAUCAAUUAACGAAGAACUUGGCCUGCGAAUGGGGAAAAGAUAAUAUACGAGUUAAUGCUGUUGCACCGUGGAUUAUUGAUACCGCCCUUACAGAUACUGUAGCUGAAGAUUUUGAGUCAAAAGAUGUGGAGAACUUAAUAAAGAGAACUCCAAUUAGCAGGAUGGGAAAGCCAAAUGAAGUUUCAUCACUCGUGGCUUACCUAUGUUUUCCUGCUGCUGCCUAUAUAUCUGGCCAAAUCAUUUGUGUUGAUGGUGGGAAAACUGUUUCUGGAUUUCCAUGAUUUAUUAUUUUCAUGUCUAAUGAUUGUAUUUACAUACUUUUUAUUACUUGUUUAGAUAUAGCAUCUUGCGCGUGUAUCUCAUUUUAAUGAGUUUAAAUAUUAUAAUAAAUAUAAUAUUUAUUUGAAUAACAAAAAAUAAAUACAAUAAUUAAAUUCAACAAA
Messenger RNA from Capsicum annuum, 1139 nucleotides. Its product is annotated as tropinone reductase homolog. The transcript is spliced from 5 exons. Gene Ontology annotation, molecular function: oxidoreductase activity. The coding region runs from base 174 to 977 and encodes 267 amino acids. The record is from RefSeq and is a predicted model, not a curated record. Lineage: Eukaryota; Viridiplantae; Streptophyta; Magnoliopsida; Solanales; Solanaceae.